Chroicocephalus ridibundus (black-headed gull) is the source of this 792-nucleotide messenger RNA. It is a transcript of the gene COMMD4, whose product is annotated as COMM domain containing 4. The record is from RefSeq and is a predicted model, not a curated record. The coding region runs from base 131 to 697 and encodes 188 amino acids. NCBI's taxonomy places the organism in Eukaryota, Metazoa, Chordata, Aves, Charadriiformes, Laridae. The transcript has 8 exons.
GCUAGCCGUCCCCUGGAACCGCUCGCCCGGGCUGUUGCCGGAGCGGCCCCGGCCGAAGCACCACCCGCCCGGCCGGGAGCGGUUCCGGGUCGCGGAGGCGGGGUCUGCGGCGGCGGGGAGCGGCGGCGACAUGCGGUUCCGCUUCUGCGGAGACCUGGACUGUCCUGACUGGGUCCUGGCCGAGAUCAGCACCCUGGCCAAAAUCGUGCUGCGGGACCUGCUGGGGGAGGCCAUGGAGUAUGAGAAGAUCCUGAAGCUGACCUCGGAUGCCAGGCUGGAGUCGGGGGAUGUGAAGGCCACCAUCGCUGUCCUUGGCUUCAUCCUCUCCAGCGCCGCCAAGCACAAUGUGGAUGGCGAGUCCCUGUCAAGCGAGCUGCAGCAGCUGGGGCUGCCCAAAGAGCAUGCCGGCGGGUUGUGCCGGUCCUACGAGGAGAAGCAGAGCUCCCUCCAGGACAGGCUGAGGGCUUGCAGCCUGCGACUGAGCCAGCUGGGCUCGGUGGGCUGGCGGGUGGAUUACACCCUCAGCUCCAGUGAGAUGCAGGAGGUCAACGAGCCCCUCGUGCACCUGAGCUUCCACCUGCGGGACGGGGAGCGCGGCGGGACGGCGGCCGUCCCCGUGGCCCUCUCAGCCAACAAGUUCAGGGUGCUGCUGGCAGAGCUGAAGCAGGCCCAGGCCAUGAUGAACACCCUUCUCUGAGGUGCCAGCAGAAGGAGCAAUGGCGGUGCAGGACCCAGUGGGCCCGAGCGUGCCCUGGCGCUGCCUGACUGGGGAGGGAGAAGCCGGGGGCAGCC